AUGGGAUACGGUCUUAUUUGGUUUAAGUCCCUUCUGACUCUUGCCUUGGCCUUGACAAGCAAUAUUAUAAUACGACAUGUUAUUUCCAAGCUAAGGAGGCAACAAGGGACUGCAAUCCCACAUAUUAACUUGACAGUGUUCACUAGGCAGGCAAAUACAAUUGCCGUCUUGGGAAGACUUGGCGAGCUCCAACUGGUUGGAGGAGCUCUAGGGUUUACAUUUGCCAAUGUUACCGGUUUCUCGAUCCUAAAUGGCUUGGGAGCCAUGGAACCGAUAUGUGGGCAAGCAUAUGGGGCCAAAAGCUUCAUGAUCCUUCAUAGGACCCUCUUCAUGGCAACUCCUUUGUUGCUUCUAGCCACCAUUCUAAUCUGUACCCUUUGGUUGAAUAUGGGCAAGAUUCUUCCGCUUUUCAGGCAACAAAAGGACAUGGUGACAAUGGCACAAAGGUAUCUUUUAUAUAUGUUAACCUGAUGAUGGGACCAGGAGGUCAAGAAGUGGCGUUCUUUGCUAAGCUUAUAUGGUCCGUGCUGCCUAACAGCCUGCCUAGAGUGGUGGUGCUACGAGAUCCUUGUCCUCCUCACCAGGCGGCUUCCCAAUGCUAAGGAAGCAGUUGGGGUGAUUGCAAUUGUGCUCAACUUUAACUAAUUGCUCUUCUCGGUUAUGCUCUCACCCUCUGUCGGUGCAUCUACCAUGUCCAGUGAACUCAGGGCAAACAAACCAGAAGCAGCUUACAAGUCUGCUUACGUGUCACUACUUACUACGGCCUUCUCGGGGUGCAUGGGGGCCAGGGUCAUGGUUUAUCGCAAAUGGUGGGGCCCUCUGCUAAGUCAUAACAAGGAAGUGAUCAAAGGGGUAAUGAAAAUGAUGGUUAUGGCUAUGAUUGAACAGGCAAACUUUCCAUGGAAAGUUUCUGGAGGGAUUUUCCGAGGAACAGCAAGGCCAUGGCUUGGUACUAAUGCAAGCCUUGGAAUCAAAAGUAAUAAAGGUAACCCUGGGAGGACUCUUGGGGUUCACAGGGGGAUCAAUCUGCUUGAUUUUGCUAUUGGUGUCCAUAGCAAGAACAAUUGGGUAGACGAGGCACGCAAGGCUCAAGGACGUGCCUCUUAAAGAGAAGAUAAUGCCUUCAAAAAAGACAGUGAAUUCUAAAGUAACAACGUGAUCAGUAUUAUGAACAC
This is a messenger RNA of Amaranthus tricolor (Joseph's coat), 1175 nucleotides long. Its product is annotated as protein DETOXIFICATION 56. Gene Ontology annotation, biological process: transmembrane transport. The record is from RefSeq and is a predicted model, not a curated record. NCBI's taxonomy places the organism in Eukaryota, Viridiplantae, Streptophyta, Magnoliopsida, Caryophyllales, Amaranthaceae. Gene Ontology annotation, molecular function: antiporter activity; xenobiotic transmembrane transporter activity. Gene Ontology annotation, cellular component: membrane.